Molecule: messenger RNA, 1662 nt
Organism: Juglans microcarpa x Juglans regia
Lineage: Eukaryota; Viridiplantae; Streptophyta; Magnoliopsida; Fagales; Juglandaceae
Product: protein NDL1-like
Exons: 11
Coding region: 265-1326 (353 amino acids)
Source: RefSeq, a predicted model, not a curated record
AUAUCCGGCCCAACGGUAACUUCUGCGGCACAAAACCAACUAAAUGACAAGGGAGUCAAAAGCGUUGAUGGGGGGACGAACUCGUCAUUAUGUUCAAUGGAAGUUGCCUUGUCUGUUGUAAAUUCCUGUACUACGUUUUAGGUUGUUUCUGUAGUUUUGUGAGACCUCCAAGCUUGGAGAACGGAAGAUUGGAAGGAAAGCCGCGGAGAAAGUAGCAGCAGCUGAAGGAGUAAGGAUAAGAAGCAACUGCUCGAGAAAGUUUCCAUGGGCGAGUCAAGUGACUCAGCUUCCAUUCACAUUGAUAUGUUGCCAUUUGGUGGGAAGGAGUUUGUGGUGAAGACAAGCAAAGGUUUAAUCUCUGUGUUUGUAUGUGGAGACCAAGAAAAGCCUGCUUUGAUAACAUAUCCAGAUGUUGCUCUCAAUCACAUGUCUUGUUUCCAAGGCCUAUUCUUUUGCUCGGAUGCAGAUUCUUUGCUGCUUCAUAACUUCUGCAUUUAUCACAUUGAUGCCCCAGGCCAUGAGGUAGGAGCUGAAGUCAUUUCUCCAGAUGCUCCAUUGCUUAGUGUCAAUGACCUUGCAGACCAGGUAGCUGAAGUUCUUGAUUACUUCGGGCUGAAAGAAGUUAUGUGCGUAGGUGUAACAGCUGGUGCUUACAUUCUUACCCUCUUUGCAAUGAAAUACACAGAGCGAGUACAUGGGUUGAUUCUUGUGUCCCCAAUUUGUAAAGCACCCUCGUGGACUGAGUGGAUUUACAAUAAGGUAUUGCUGAAUCUGUUAUACUUUUAUGGCAUGUGUGGUGUUCUGAAGGAGUGCCUCCUCCAGCGUUACUUUAGUAAGGAACUUAGGAGUGGCUUGCAUGGUGCGGAAUCUGACAUAAUACACACUUUCAGAAGGUUACUGGAUGAAAGGCAAAGUUUGAAUGUCAUGCGUUUCCUUGAAGCAAUUAACACGAGGCCUGACCUUACAGAUGGAUUGAAGAAGUUGCAAUGUAAGACACUUAUAUUUGUAGGUGAAAGUAGUGAAUUUCACGCUGAAGCUGUGUAUAUGAGUGGUAAAAUGGGCAGAAAAAGCUGUGCUCUUGUUGAGGUUCAAGCUUGUGGCUCGCUGGUGACAGAAGAACAUCCCUAUGCCAUGCUAAUUCCUAUUGAGUUCUUCUUGAUGGGGCUCGGUUACUACAGACAACGACAUUUUGCCUCCUCAUCAAGUAAUAGCUCGAACCCAACUAGCCCUUCAAGCCAUUCAUGCAUAGCACCAGAACUUCUCUCUUCAGAGAGUCUUGGGGUCAAGCUUAAACCCAUCAAAACCCGAGUAGAUAUUGAAGUUUGAUGUAAUUUGAAGCGUGUAUUCAUUACUUGUGUCUCCUGUGAAGUAAUUUUCUAUAACGGGCAGUGGUGUCUCAGCUUCACACACAAUACAAGCACAUAUAUGUAAUUUCUUCAGGAUAGCAUAUUCUUUGAUUGUGUUAGUUGGGUUAGGAAAUUGUUGAUCUUGACUGAGUGAACUUAUGUUAUUUUCAAACUCGGUUGUAGAUAAAAUAGGAGGAUAUGAUUCAGAUGGAAGAUAGAAUUAGAAUUAUUCUUUGUGAAAAGAUAUUUUGUCUGUAAUCAUUCAUGUUGUACACAAGACUACUUUGUAAUUCUAGGAGAAAUUUAUGUUUUGAUA